CUAAAAAUAUCUAAAGAUAGAUUUCAUAGUAUUUUCACACCUUUUCAACAGGUCCUGGCUUAUUGGUGAGACAGUCCAGUCAGAUGGGAAAUUAUACAUAACUACACCAGUUGACAUCUCUUAUCUCAUCCUGCCAUAUUUAAUGCAGGCCACCAAAAAUGUUCCUCUUGAUCACUUAUUGGAAGACGACAAGUAUCCAGCCAUAGUACAUGUAUCUAGUCUUGCAGCUGGGAAAGAUUUCUCACAUAUUGCUGACAGGAAAGGAAGUCCAGAUCUGGGUGUGUGGAAGUAUAGUAAAGAGUCAACCUUGUCUUGGUUGGAAGGUCGAGUAAGGAAGCUUUCCACUCUCUUGCAGGAAAAGAAAGUUCCUACUUCUAAUGCCCAGAGUUUUACCUAUGUCCGUGCAAUGAACCUAGAACAAACACAGGUGGCAUACCUAGCACUGGCACAUGGCAUUUUAUCAGAUUAUAUCCCAGAAGAGCUUUCAAAAGACCUCUCUAUGCAGCUCCAGCUACCAGAACCAUCAAAUAAGCAGAAGGCAUUGACAGGUGCAGAGAACCAGCCACCAACAAAGAAGCAAAAAAUGGAAGGUCCUACUGAAGAUUACACCAAGGAUGAUAUCAAGGUGGAAAAGGUAAUGCUCAUGCAAUUUGUGUUUUUUAUAGAUAGCUCAACCUGAUAUUAGGAUAAGUAA
Molecule: messenger RNA, 694 nt
Organism: Penaeus monodon (black tiger shrimp)
Lineage: Eukaryota; Metazoa; Arthropoda; Malacostraca; Decapoda; Penaeidae
Product: ribonuclease H2 subunit B-like
Exons: 4
Coding region: 143-679 (178 amino acids)
Biological process (GO): ribonucleotide metabolic process; RNA catabolic process
Cellular component (GO): ribonuclease H2 complex; nucleoplasm
Source: RefSeq, a predicted model, not a curated record